ACUGCGCGCCCGCCGCCCGGGGGAAGCAGCAACAUCCUCACAACUUGCGGACUGUGGCGCAACUGGUCUCGGCCGCCAAGGCCCCCGACGCUGCCCGGCUGAGGUUUUCGUAUUGCUAAUCUGGGAACUUUGUGCAAGAAGUCCUAAGGCAAAUAUCAACACUCAGUUAAGGAACUUGGGAAAGAAAACAGUCUCAACAAUGAACAGGCCACCCAUCACUACCAGCUACAGAUGACUUGCUGUUUCAUUAUCAAAGAUGUCGUCUGCUGCUGAAAAUGGAGAUGCAGCACCUGGAAAACAAAACGAAGAAAAAACCUAUAAAAAGACUGCGUCAUCUGCUAUCAAAGGUGCUAUUCAGCUGGGAAUAGGAUACACAGUGGGGAAUCUCACUUCCAAGCCUGAGCGAGAUGUUCUCAUGCAAGACUUUUACGUGGUGGAAAGUGUGUUCCUACCCAGCGAAGGAAGCAACCUGACCCCUGCGCACCACUUCCCAGACUUCCGAUUCAAGACCUACGCUCCGCUGGCCUUCCGGUACUUCAGAGAGCUUUUUGGGAUCAAGCCUGACGAUUACUUGUAUUCCAUCUGCAGUGAGCCUCUGAUAGAGCUGUCCAACCCCGGAGCUAGUGGAUCCUUGUUUUUCGUGACCAGUGAUGAUGAAUUUAUCAUCAAGACGGUUCAGCACAAAGAAGCUGAGUUCCUUCAGAAGCUCCUGCCGGGAUAUUACAUGAAUUUAAACCAGAACCCAAGGACUCUUUUGCCAAAAUUUUACGGCCUGUACUGCAUGCAGUCAGGGGGCAUUAACAUCAGGAUUGUGGUGAUGAACAACGUUCUGCCCCGCUCCAUGAGGAUGCACUUCACCUACGACCUGAAAGGCUCGACAUACAAGCGCAGAGCAUCCCGGAAAGAGAGGGAGAAAUCCAACCCCACUUUUAAGGACCUGGAUUUCCUGCAAGACAUGCAUGAAGGCUUGUAUUUUGAUAUAGAAACGUACAACGCGCUCAUGAAAACGCUGCAAAGAGACUGCCGGGUGCUGGAGAGCUUCAAGAUUAUGGACUAUAGCCUUUUGCUGGGGAUCCACGUCUUGGACCAUUGCCUUAAAGAGAAAGAAGAGGAGACCGCACAGAACAUGCCGGAUGCUAAGCGGCCCGGCAUGCAGAAGGUCCUCUACUCGACAGCCAUGGAAUCCAUCCAGGGUCCAGGGAAGUCUGGAGAUGGCAUCAUCACAGAGAACCCAGACACAAUGGGAGGCAUUCCAGCCAAAAGCCAUAAGGGAGAAAAGCUGCUUUUGUUUAUGGGCAUUAUUGACAUUCUCCAAUCAUAUAGGUUAAUGAAGAAGCUAGAACAUUCCUGGAAAGCUCUCGUGUAUGACGGGGACACCGUGUCCGUUCAUAGACCAAGUUUUUAUGCAGACCGAUUCCUUAAGUUUAUGAACUCCAGGGUUUUCAAGAAGAUCCAAGUUUUGAAGGCCUCACCUUCUAAGAAGCGGUGCAAUUCCAUCGCCGCCUUAAAGGCGACCUCUCAGGAGAUCGUGUCCUCCAUUAGCCAGGAAUGGAAGGAUGAGAAGCGAGAUCUGCUGACCGAAGGACAGAGUUUUAGUAGCCUUGAUGAAGAAGCCCUGGGCUCCCGACACCGGCCAGACCUGGUGCCCAGCACUCCGUCGCUGUUUGAAGCUGCCUCCCUGGCAACCACCAUUUCUUCUUCUUCAUUAUACGUCAAUGAGCAUUACCCCCACGACAGGACUACGCUUUACUCAAACAGCAAAGGGCUGCCUUCCAGUUCCACCUUCACCUUGGAAGAGGGGACCAUCUACCUGACGGCCGAGCCAGCCGCCCUGGAAACACAGGACGACAACGCCUCGGUGCUGGACGUCUAUUUAUAAGUGAAAAUAUUGACCAUCUAAGCACAGGGAUGAGAUGUACACAGUGUGGGAGAGAAGUUUCUCCUCUCCAGCAUUCUCCAGAGGAGCUUGGCUGAGCCCCACUACACACAGAGUAACGACCAGCUGGACCUGGAGUCUGCGAGAUGCCCGGGGAGCCUCGGUAUACAGGCUGCUCAGCAGAUGGGUGGGGGAGUACCACACUAUUCUAUCAAUUGCUGUUGCUUGCCGAACUGUGAAGAACUGCAUGAACUGUCUUUAAGCUGCUUCUAUACCAUUGCCAAUCACCUUUUUUGGAAUUGGAAGUGCUAUUUUCCUAUGGACUCUUGCGUUAUUUCAUUUUGCAUGCAUCCAGUGAUUCUACACAAAAGCAACAUACAUAAUCUGCUUAUAUAUUUUUAAAAAAUCCAUCCAUGCAAAAUGGAAAAGUAUAAAUUCUGCUUCUUUCUUUUUUUUUUUUUUUUUGCAAAAUCAUAUUCAUAGCCCUUGUCAUUAAAAGUUUAAAUUGGUUUCAUUUAAAGAUCAGUGGAAUCGGUCUGCCUAUACUUUAUAGAAAACUAGCUUCUAUAAAGAUUUUUUCACUGUUUAUUAGUGAAAUGAGAAAAGCAAAGCUAUUUAUAAAAGGCCUUAUGUCGUGUAUAUACAUUGUCUUUGAAAUAUUUGUGAUUUAGUUUAUUGCUUGUA
Lepus europaeus (European hare) is the source of this 2560-nucleotide messenger RNA. RefSeq names its product phosphatidylinositol-4-phosphate 5-kinase type 1 beta (gene PIP5K1B). Gene Ontology annotation, molecular function: phosphatidylinositol kinase activity. Gene Ontology annotation, biological process: phosphatidylinositol metabolic process. The coding region runs from base 257 to 1879 and encodes 540 amino acids. The transcript has 16 exons. Lineage: Eukaryota; Metazoa; Chordata; Mammalia; Lagomorpha; Leporidae. The record is from RefSeq and is a predicted model, not a curated record.